Cynoglossus semilaevis (tongue sole) is the source of this 1559-nucleotide messenger RNA. It is a transcript of the gene steep1, whose product is annotated as STING1 ER exit protein 1. NCBI's taxonomy places the organism in Eukaryota, Metazoa, Chordata, Actinopteri, Pleuronectiformes, Cynoglossidae. Gene Ontology annotation, biological process: endoplasmic reticulum membrane organization; endoplasmic reticulum to Golgi vesicle-mediated transport. The coding region runs from base 182 to 859 and encodes 225 amino acids. The transcript has a single exon. The record is from RefSeq and is a predicted model, not a curated record.
CGUAACGCGGAAACAAAGACACGUCGCCGGAACAGUGACGGAGACGUACACAGGAAGUGUGGCGUUGUUUUUGCGUUUCCGUCGAACAGAAUCAGUAAGAUUGUGUUUUCAUCGUUAUGUGGCUUUAGUUAGGAGCUUUCAGCGUACAACAUUAUAUCGUAGACAAACUUAAAUACGCGAAAUGCCGAAAGUCGUGUCCAGGAGUGUGGUGUGUUCAGACACCAGAGACAGAGAAGAGUACGAUGACGGUGAGAAGCCUCUUCACGUCUAUUACUGUUUGUGCGGCCAGAUGGUUCUGGUGCUGGACUGUCAACUGGAGAAACUACCCAUGAGGCCCAGGGACAAGGCCAGGGUAAUCGACGCGGCCAAACAUGCCCAUAAAUUCUGCAACGUGGACGUGGACGAGAACACAUACAUCAAGAGACCUGAUGGCAUCGAGAAGCAACACCGCAAGAAAUGUGGAAAGUGUGGACUGUUUCUGUUCUACCACCAUCAGGACAAAAACAGCCCGGCCACGUUUAUCGUGGACGGAGCUGUGGUCAAGUUCGGACAGGGCUUCGGCAACACCAGUGUGUACAGUCAGAAGCCGCCAGAGGCUCCCAAGAAAGUCCGUGUGAUGAUGACCAAGAGGACAAAGGACAUGGGCAAGUUCAGCUCCGUCACGGUGUCCACCAUAGACGAGGAGGAGGAGGAGAUAGAGGCCCGGGAGGUGGCCGACUCCUACGCCCAGAACGCCAAAGUGAUCGAGAAGCAGUUGGAGAGGAAGGGCAUGAGCAAGAGGAGGCUGCAGGAGUUGGCUGAGCUGGAGGCCAAGAAGGCAAAGAUGAAGGGGACACUUAUUGACAACCAGUUUAAAUAGAGAGCCCAUUUCAUGUCGAGUGAUCUAGUCACAUGCAGGGAGCACAGACAUAGGUGUAUUGUACUGUUUCCCAGAUACUGCUUCUUUAGGUUGUUAUAAUUCACUUUGUCGGUUCGGUUUAAACCAAACUCUGAAGCAUUUACUUCAUCGGAACAGUUUAUUUUUUUGGUGUAAAUCAGGAGUUGAACUCUCAGAGACUGAUUCCUCGUGAGCACCGGACUGGACUGUGUUUGCUUUAAACUGUCUUUUGUGAUUACUAUUAUUAUGAUUAUAAAUAUUUAGCAAAAUUGCUAUAGAAACUCCUCCGACCCUGUUAUGUUGUUUAUUAUUAUAAGUUCCCUGAUGUUCUCCCAUCACUUAAACAUUUAAAUUACAGGUUCAGUAAAGUCAACAGAUCCAUUCAGAUGAUUGGAUUUAACAGUCACAUAUAGGGAUUCUCUAGUUAUAGUUUUAUAGACCACCUAACAAAUGUUUGUUAUGGAGUGUUAGCGUACUCACUGUACAGUGACUCAGAACAGCGCAUAGAGCACAAAAUGACAGACUGAAGGUUGUAAAUAUCUAUAUUUCUGGGGACAUGUGAUGUUGAAAACAAUGUUGUGAGUUUUGGUAAGAUGGUGAUCUUUGGAAGAGAAUUCUUUGUGUUUUUUAUGCUUUCUGCAAAAGUUUGACACAGAAUAAACUAUUUUUCGCUAUUAAAAAA